UGUCGCCAUUACGUCUUGCCCCGCCGCUUCAUGCAGACUCUGUGGCCAAGGUCCCUCCUUCCAGGCCCCAAUUCGACAAAUAUCGUUUGGUCCUGCUGCUUGCGCAUCCUUUUUUCCGACUCUUCUCAAAAACUGCCUUAACCGUCAUACUCUGCUGUAUAUCUGCUUACGAAAAACCCCAAAUCAGCAGCACCAAAAUCAGUAUCAGCGCUCAGCAGUUCUACCUGAUCGAUUCUCACGCAGUCACGCAAUACUCGGCAGUUGUUUUUUUCCACCACGGUUUUGUGCGGCAUAUUAUACCAGCUACCCCGCCAGCAGCGCACUUACACGUAAAGAACCAUCUUCUGCAGAGGAGACAGCGCAGUCUCAGCUCUUAUCCAAAUGGCUCACCACAGCCCGCAAGACUAUGAUUAUUCCCGUCGCUACUUGCGUGAGGAAAUAGUCGAUGAUCGCGACCCUCGCUACUUCGACGACCGCAACUAUGGCGAGCCUGUCCGGAACCGUGAUCUCGUCCCUCGGGCGGAUCCUCGCGACAGCAGCCUUUCUGUAGAGGAAGUUCGCCGCGACUUCCCUCCACCAACCGGACGAGACUACGCCCAUUCUCACGACGUACGCCGUGCUCGUUCUGCAGAGCCUGGCUACUAUCAGGAGGAUUAUGAAUAUCGCCGCACCUAUGGAACACGUCUGGAUACCCGGGACGAACGUUACUCGAGACAUGGCGGUAGCCACUAUGGCGACGAUGAUCGUGACAGGAAGCCCAAACACAGCAAGUCUAUGUCGAAACAAGAGAAGAUCAUUGCUGCCGUUGCCGGAGCCGCCCUCCUCGUAGGUGGCAAGGAACUCUAUGAUCGCCACGAAGCGAAGAAGGAGGGGGGUACUCCAGUGCAGCGCAACGCCUUGUCAUCGGCCGCUCUCGCCGGUCUUGGUGCAUUUGCUGCCUACCAAGGUGCUGAAUUCUACAGCAAGCAACAGGCAAAGAAAGAUCAAAAGGCAAAUUAUAUUCUCCAACGUGGUCGUGAUGGUCGCCUGGAUGAAUACUAUUCGUCGGACGACGAGGCCGACACUAGAGAGAGAAAAGGUCACAAGAACUUUCUUGAGAGUGCCUUGGCCGCUACUGGCCUUGGAGCCGCUGUCAAAAGCCUCACUGGCCUAGGCGAUGACAAGCACUCUGAUACCCGAAGCCGUGGCGGUAGCCCAGGUUCACGAAGCGUCCGAAGCGUUCGCUCCGGCUCGGGCUCCAGAAGCGGCGGAGGUGCCAGCAAGAAGCAAAAGGUCGCUAUUGCAUCUCUGCUUGCUGGAGCUACCGAGGCCUUCCGUGUCGCUAAAGAGCCUGGUGGUUGGAGAGGAGAAAAGGCUAAGAGAAUUCUCACUGCCGCCGCCGGUGCCGCUACUGUGGAUGCUGCUCACGGAGCAGACCACGGAAAGCUUGGCCUUGCUGAAUCAGUCAUUGGUGGUCUGAUUGGUAACCGCUUGAUCAACGGCUCUAGGAAUGAUAUCGAAGAAGAUCGCCGCACCGGCAGGAGCCGCUCUCGAUCUCGUGCACGAUCAAAGGAUGGUCGUGGAGGCGUCGGCCUCGCAGCGCUUGCAACGGCUGGGUUGGGUGCUCUUGGCGCAAAGAAGGCCCUUGAUCGAUCGAGGUCUCGUGGGCGUGACCGCGACUAUGAUUCAAGAAGCCCAUCGAGAGACCGCAGCCGAAGCCGAAGCCGCAGUGUCGUAGACAGAGCACGGGAUGGCCUUGCCAAGCUAGGCUUUGGUAGUGGUGCUAUGGUGGCCGCUGAUGAUCGUCGCCGACGAAACGACUACGACGACGACGACGACUACGAUGAUCGAGAGUCGCGUCACUCUGGCCGACGAGAUGAUGAUCAUGUAUACGAUGAUCCUCGAUACCGUCGCCGUGGCCAUGACUCUGAGCGCAGGCACCGCGGGGCAUCUCGUGACCCAUCUCGAGACCGUUCUCGAUCUCGAGACCAUUCGCGCCGGAGAGGCGGCUACGGGUCUGAAUCUGACCUAGGAGACUCUUCUGAGGAUGAGAAGAGGGCCAAGAAAAUGAGAGGUAAGCAGGUUCUAACUACCGGCCUUGCAGCUGUUGCCACAGUUCACGCAGUACAUGGAGUCUACAAAAGUUACGAAAAGAGGAAAGCGCGGCAAGAGGCCGUCAAGGAAGGCCUACUCAGCGCACAAGAGGCCAAGAAGCUCAAAGCCAAAGCCAUCAUGCAAGAUGCAGCUUCAGUAGGUAUUGCUGCUAUUGGUAUCAAGGGUGCUCUCUCAGAGCUCAAAGAAGCCAGGGAGAUGACCCACGAGUGCAGAGAGUGGAGGAGUGAGAAAGAUCGUCGCCACGCGAAACGGCUAGAGAAACGCAAGCAACUUGGAGACAGGCGACGAUCAUCAAGCUGGUCGGCAUCGUCGCCGCGAAACGACAACGGAUACUAUGCAGACGGCGAAGAUCAAACGUACAUGAUCGAUCGCAGGUACACUGCGGUUUCACAGCUAUCCCAACCGCCUCUCAGACGGGAUAGCAAUUGAGAUGCAACCCCCAAAAGCAGCUAUGCUUAGAGACUUUCUCAGCUGGCUUUCCCGCCUCUGAUGCUGCAAGUCCGUCCUUGACUCUCAAGACUAGCACUUGCUGCGGCGAUAAGAAUCACUAUCUUGUCAACACAGUGCAUCUACCGUCGGUCGCUCUCUCACACACUCGUUAAGCCGUUUGCCUGGUGUGAUAGAUUAUCUUGAUUUCCUAUGUUGGCGUUAACAUUAGCUGGAUAUUUGCUUUCUAAUCAAAACACGUGGCAACUACAAAGUGGGAUAUGAUAUCAGACUUCAUGUGCUGCGUGGCACAAACUACAUAGAUUGAGCUUCAAGCUUAGCCUACUUGUCUUCUCUAAUAUCUUCUAUUUAUAUCCAGAAUGACUAAUAAUGAUUGAUUUGCUAUAGAUCACCGACGCUACUGAUGACUUGUUCUUCGCGGAGAAUAAGGAAUCAAUCCGAGAGGAGGGUAUCACUGCAGCUGCGGAGAUGCG
Trichoderma asperellum CBS 433.97 is the source of this 3014-nucleotide messenger RNA. RefSeq lists its product as uncharacterized. The record is from RefSeq and is a predicted model, not a curated record. Lineage: Eukaryota; Fungi; Ascomycota; Sordariomycetes; Hypocreales; Hypocreaceae.